ACUGUCUGUGUUCAUAACCCUAACGCUAUACAGGUGUAGUCUUUUACCUUUUGUUUUUUGACAAUUAUUUAUCGAUGAUAUAAAUAUAAAAUGUAACGUUAUGUAGCUUAAGUUUCCAAAACAGUACCGCAAGCGAUUCAUGUUAAUGUUUAGGGCAAGCAUCGGGGUUCUGAACUAAAUUCACCAAGUCAGUAGUCGCAAAAGUAGUUGGCGUCCAUGAAUGGGUGUUGUUAUGGAGGGCUCCAAGUCCUCUAGUACCACCAUGCAGGUCAGCUUUGUGUGUCAGCGCUGCAGUCAGCCUCUAAAGCUGGAUACAUCCUUCAAUGUGCUCGACCGUGUCACCAUCCAGGAACUUAUUGCUCCUCUGGUCACAGUGACACCAAGCAAGCAGACAGAAAGCAAUGAGACGGAAAGUGCUCCAGAGGAAACCUUUGUGGAAACAAAGCAAGAUGGAGUCGCAAGAAAAUACAUCCCUCCUGCAAGGAUGAUGUCCACAGAGAGCGCCAACAGCUUCACUCUGAUUGGAGAAGCGUCGGACGGAGGCACCAUGGAGAACCUCAGUCGGAGGCUGAAGGUGACCAGCGAUCUGUUUGACAUCAUGUCGGGCCAGACCGACGUAGACCACCCGCUGUGUGAGGAGUGUACCGACACCCUGCUAGACCACCUGGACACGCAGCUCAACAUCACAGAGAACGAGUGCCAGAACUACAAGAACUGCCUGGAGCUGCUGUCCCAGCUGAAGGAGGAGGAGGAGGACAGCCUGUUGCUGGAGCUCCAGAAACUGGGCGAGGAGGAGUCGUCACUGGUGGGGGAGCUGGAGGCGGUGGAAGAGCAGAGGGCUGCCGUGGCCGAGGACCUGGUCCAGGGACGCAGCCACUCCCAGCAGCUAGACACUGAGGAACUGCAGUACCAGAAGGAGUACAGUGAGUUCAAGCGGCAGCAGCUGGAGCUGGAUGACGAGCUGAAGAGUGUGGACAACCAGAUGCGAUACUGCCAGAUUCAACUGGACCGCCUAAAAAAGACCAACGUCUUCAACGCCACCUUCCACAUCUGGCACAGUGGCCAGUUUGGCACCAUCAAUAACUUCCGUCUGGGCCGUCUACCCAGUGUCCCCGUCGAGUGGAACGAGAUCAACGCCGCCUGGGGUCAGACCGUGCUACUGCUCCACGCCCUGGCCAACAAGAUGGGGCUACGCUUCCAGAGAUACCGCCUGAUCCCAUAUGGAAACCACUCUUACCUGGAGUCACUUACAGACAAGUCCAAGGAGCUACCACUGUACUGUUCAGGGGGCCUGCGCUUCUUCUGGGACAACAAGUUUGACCAUGCCAUGGUGGCCUUCCUGGACUGUGUGCAGCAGUUCAAAGAGGAGGUGGAGAAGGGAGACACGGGAUUCUGCCUGCCUUACAGGAUGGAUGUCGAGAAGGGCAAGAUUGAGGACACGGGAGGCAGCGGCGGCUCCUACUCCAUCAAGACCCAGUUCAACUCGGAGGAGCAGUGGACCAAGGCGCUCAAGUUCAUGUUGACCAACCUCAAGUGGGGCCUGGCAUGGGUGUCGUCUCAGUUUUACAACCGAUAGAGGAGGAAGAUGAGGAAUCACCCUGGGUGUGCCCCUUGACCCUUCUAAAACCACAAUUUCGUCACAAUGUGUGACUCUCUAAAGUUCUUCUUCUACAAUGCUCUCCUUGCUUCCCUGUGAUGUUUUGAGAGGGUGGGGAGAAGACUGGAGGAAGGACUUUUGAGAUUCACCACUGGUGUGAGUUCCAAUCCAGUACAUCAUGUUUCCUUGUUUGAUUUCCACAUUGACCAUAUGAAAGGACAAAAUAAAAACUGUUAAAUUGUUCACAUUCAAGUCCGCCUAGACUCAUAGGUGUUAUGAAGGGAGCUAUCUGAGACUUUUGGAACACAUUCCAAGAUUGAGUCCUAAUAGUAGCUAAGUGGCUUCUGGUUGUGUCUUUUCCUUCAUAUGCACAUAUCUUAUGACACUGGAUAGGUGAAAGCUGUUGUUUCCAAUUGGCCUGUUCAAUUCUUAUAGAUCAGUACACAUGAAGGGAAGGUGUGAAGGACACAUUGAACUAUUGAGAUGCAGCACUGGAAUGGGUUCUUAUGUAUCACGUGCAAAACUGGAACGUCACAUCUGGUUUACUGCCUAUUUUUCGUCAAUUGGUUUGUAUCUUUCUCGUUCAACUCCACUCUAUCUGCAGAAAAAUUUACAUUUAUGGUUUAAUCGUUUAGAUGGUUUAAUUUCACCAUGCGUUGGAACAGCAUUGGAACGUUUGCACCAAGUGUCUACCGAAAGCUUUGGCGUCGGAAUUAUGCUGUGCUUUUGUUGAUUGGCAACUUCAACAAGGUAAUCCUUUUACUACAAGUGACUUCUUGGUGUAGAUUUAAAUGUAGACAAGGAGGCUUGUGGCAGUAUUUAAUACCCAUAUCACUAUAUGAUUUGGUUUUUCAGGUUCAUUACACAUGAAAAUGCCAAUAAUGGACCCACACAGAACGCCUUAUGUAAAAGGAUAUUUCCAAUUCUAACAUUUGUAUAAAACAAGGUAAUCAAAAUCUUA
This is a messenger RNA of Oncorhynchus kisutch (coho salmon), 2558 nucleotides long. RefSeq names its product beclin 1, autophagy related (gene becn1). Gene Ontology annotation, biological process: late endosome to vacuole transport; autophagosome assembly; mitophagy. Lineage: Eukaryota; Metazoa; Chordata; Actinopteri; Salmoniformes; Salmonidae. Gene Ontology annotation, molecular function: protein-macromolecule adaptor activity; phosphatidylinositol 3-kinase binding. The transcript has 11 exons. The coding region runs from base 221 to 1576 and encodes 451 amino acids. The record is from RefSeq and is a predicted model, not a curated record. Gene Ontology annotation, cellular component: phagophore assembly site; phosphatidylinositol 3-kinase complex, class III, type I; phosphatidylinositol 3-kinase complex, class III, type II.